Messenger RNA from Eimeria mitis, 1326 nucleotides. Its product is annotated as methionine aminopeptidase, putative. The record is from RefSeq and is a predicted model, not a curated record. NCBI's taxonomy places the organism in Eukaryota, Apicomplexa, Conoidasida, Eucoccidiorida, Eimeriidae. The transcript has 7 exons. Bases 1 to 1326 code for a protein of 441 amino acids. Gene Ontology annotation, molecular function: metalloaminopeptidase activity. Gene Ontology annotation, biological process: proteolysis.
AUGUGCGCGAACACAAAGCCAUCAGACUCCCCGCCAGCAGCAGCCGCAGCAAGCGCCACAGAAGAAAACACUCCUCCCGACUCCUCUGCUCGCCAAUCCACAUCCGCAUCUCCAUCUGCUUCCGCUGAUCCUUCGGAUUCAGCAGCAGCAGCAGUGUGUCAGGGAUGCGGGAUAUCUGAAGCAGAUGCAAAUCGACGGUUUCUGAGUUGCCCAAGAUGUCUGGAGCUGAAUAUACACCCCAACUCCUUCUGCUCUCAGGAAUGUUUCCGUUCUUCCUGGAAGAAGCACAAGGCACUCCAUGAAGUUCUUGAGUCCAUAAGAAAACAAAAACAAGGGAGGUUGAAUGCCAGCUUGACUGGUAUCGAUGUCGCCAACUAUGACCCCAGCGACACAGACGCCUGGCGGGCAGACCCUCAUCUCAGCCAGUUUCUGGGAUUCAAGUUUACGGGGAAACUCCGGCCGUGGCCGAUAACCCCUCGGCGUUCUGUUCCCUCUUCAGUGGCUAAGCCGGAUUACGCAGAGACGGGUGUGCCGUAUGGGGAAAGAAGUUUAAAAAAUAAUGCAAUCAAGGUAUACUCAGCAGAAGAAAUCGAGGCUCUGGAUUUGGUGCAUUCUUUAGUUAAGCCUGGAGUGACAGCAGAAGAGUUAGACGAAAAAGUGCAUGCAUUUAUUGUAAACAACAACGCUUACCCCUCCCCCCUCAACUACCAAGGCUUUCCCAAGUCGUGCUGCGUCAGCGUCAAUGAAGUCAUCUGCCACGGCAUCCCAGACUUCCGGCCUCUACAGGAAGGGGAUAUCGUGAACGUGGACAUAACGGUGUAUUACAAAGGCAUGCAUGCAGAUUUGAAUGAAACCUUCUGCUGCGGCACCCCGAAUCCCGAUCAAAAAAGACUGCUUCAGGGCGCAUAUCUUUGUCUUAUGGAAGCAAUCAAGGCCUGCAAACCUGGAAUGAUGUACCGCGAAAUCGGGCGUGUGGUUUCAGCUGUUGCGGACAAGCACGGGCUCUCCGUCGUCCGCUCUUACUGUGGACAUGGGACAGGAGAACUCUUCCACACAUCCCCCAGUAUUCCCCACUACCGCAACAAUAAAGCAGUCGGGGUGAUGCGUGCUGGGCAUGUAUUCACGAUUGAACCUAUGCUGAAUUUAGGACGCAGUGCGGAUUGUCUGUGGCCGGAUGGAUGGACAGCAGUGACGGCAGACGGCUCCUUGUCUGCACAAUUUGAACAUACACUUUGCUGUACAGACAGCGGAGUUGAAGUGCUCACGAAGCGCACCCCAGAAUCCCCCCGCCUCGAUUUCGACACGCUAGGCCACGACUUGCCCUAA